CCCCUGCUGGGCUAUUACUCAGAGCCUCUUUAUUAGCAGCGUUCUCGUCGACCGCCUGUCGUCUUGAUCACUGAACUUUUUUUGGGCGCAAACAAGAUCUACUCUUCUUUUCGAUACACCAUAGUUUGACAUCAUGGUAAAGGAGACGAAGCUUUACGACACCCUAGGUGUCUCUCCCAAUGCCACGGAGCAGGAGUUGAAGAAGGCAUACAAGAUCGGUGCCCUGAAACACCAUCCUGACAAGAACGCCCACAACCCCGCUGCCGAAGAGAAGUUCAAGGAGAUCUCGCACGCCUACGAGAUCCUCUCCGAUCCCCAGAAGCGACAGAUCUACGAUCAAUAUGGUGAAGCAGGUCUCGAGGGCGGUGCUGGGGGUGGUGGUGGCAUGGCUGCUGAAGAUCUGUUUGCUCAGUUCUUCGGCGGCGGUGGCUUUGGCGGCAUGGGAGGCAUGUUCGGUGGUAUGCAGAACCGCGGCCCUCCCAAGGCCCGCACCAUUCACCACACCCACAAGGUCUCUCUCGAGGACAUCUACCGAGGCAAGAUCUCCAAGCUUGCGCUGCAGCGGUCCAUCAUCUGCCCCAAGUGCGACGGUCUUGGAGGCAAGGAGGGCGCCGUUAAGAAGUGCACGGGCUGCAAUGGUGCUGGUAUGAAGACCAUGAUGCGCCAGAUGGGCCCCAUGAUCCAGCGCUUCCAGACUGUCUGCCCCGACUGCAACGGUGAAGGCGAAAUCAUCAAGGACAAGGAUCGCUGCAAGCAGUGCAAUGGCAAGAAGACAACGGUCGACCGAAAGGUUCUCCACGUCCACGUCGACAGGGGUGUUCGCAGCGGCACCAAGGUCGAGUUCCGUGGUGAGGGUGAUCAGGCUCCUGGUGUUGAGGCUGGUGACGUUGUCUUCGAAAUCGAGCAGAAGCCUCACCCGCGCUUCACUCGAAAGGAAGACGACCUUCUCUACCGAUGCGAGAUCGAGCUCGUCACUGCCCUUGCAGGUGGCACCAUCUACAUUGAGCAUCUGGAUGAGCGAUGGCUCAGUGUCGAGAUUCUGCCCGGCGAGGCUAUUGCACCUGACUCGGUCAAGAUGAUUCGCGGCCAGGGCAUGCCCUCGUACAGACAUCACGACUACGGUAACCUCUACAUUCGCUUCGAUGUCAAGUUCCCCGAGAAGAACUGGACCGAUGAUCCCGCUGCUUUCGAGGCCCUUCGCAAGCUCUUGCCGCCCCCCUCGUCACAGAUCGUUCCCCCUCCUGAGGCCAUGACGGAGCCUGCUGACUUGGAAGACUUGGAUACCAAGGCUCAGUCCAAGGUCUUCGGCGACCCCAACUCUAUGGGCGAAGAUGAGGACGAAGAUGGCCACCCUGGCGGCGAGCGCGUCCAGUGCGCCUCGCAGUAAGACAUAGAGUCAAGUAUCAUGCUAUAUAUACCUAACUGGGGGUUCGAAGAGAACGAAGAAGAAGAAGGAAGAUGAUUCAGAAGAAGGCGGAUCAAGGAUGCCCGCUGAUGCCAGCGGCAUGGAAUCGCCACGAUGCCCUCGUUUCCAGAGGCAGCAAACACUUGUUGCAGGCAGAAGAGCGGUGCUGUUUCAUGUCAUCGUUAGACUGACACAAUGCGUCUUUCCACUCUCCGCUGCAAGCACAUGUUUUUUUCUCUUCUUCCCCCGGAAUUACAUUGAGACCGUACCGAGGAGGGAAUGGGUUC
Messenger RNA from Trichoderma reesei QM6a, 1692 nucleotides. RefSeq lists its product as uncharacterized. Gene Ontology annotation, biological process: response to heat; protein refolding. Gene Ontology annotation, molecular function: Hsp70 protein binding; ATP binding. Gene Ontology annotation, cellular component: cytoplasm; cytosol; nucleus. Bases 134 to 1387 code for a protein of 417 amino acids. NCBI's taxonomy places the organism in Eukaryota, Fungi, Ascomycota, Sordariomycetes, Hypocreales, Hypocreaceae. The record is from RefSeq and is a predicted model, not a curated record. The transcript is spliced from 5 exons.